Anneissia japonica is the source of this 3391-nucleotide messenger RNA. RefSeq names its product tumor suppressor candidate 2-like. Gene Ontology annotation, biological process: regulation of mitochondrial membrane potential. Lineage: Eukaryota; Metazoa; Echinodermata; Crinoidea; Comatulida; Comatulidae. The record is from RefSeq and is a predicted model, not a curated record. Gene Ontology annotation, cellular component: mitochondrion. Bases 154 to 528 code for a protein of 124 amino acids. The transcript has 3 exons.
CAAUCGUACAACUAUGGCGGCAGGUUCGCGGAAAAAGUGUUCGCUCUACUAAUUCACAGAAAACCAGGCAUUAGCAAUUAUCUUAUCUUAUUCGUGGAAUUUUUAGAUGAAGGACAAGAGUACGAAAACGGCUAACUUAUUUUGUGGUUGUUCAUGGGAGGCUGGAUCUCCGUUGUCUGUAUAACCAUGUGGAAAUCAAUCCUAACUGGCCCUGUUCGAUGGCUGAAGAAGAAAACCUUUCGCAGCAAUGGAGAUGACUCGCCUCCGCCGCAUAAAGACCAGCACAGCAAAUCAGUCGCUAGAGCGAAGGCCAACCCAUUUGUGAGGAAAAGAAGAAGUUCAAUGUGCUAUGAUGAAGAUGGCCAUAUUGCUCAUGAAUUCUAUGUUGAGGAGUCAGAUAAGCACAAUGGAAGGAAGAAAGUUGGAAUAAAACGCAUCCUUACUAAUAUCAAGCCUUUGGGGGAGAUUACCUUGGAUCCACCAAGACUGCACGUUGAUAUGCCAUAUGUGUUGUGCAAAGUUACAUGAUAGCGGCUGAUGUUGAUAGGACUCCCAUGAAGUGACUUAACCUCAUCUUCAGAUCAAAGACUUGGAAGAUGGAUAAUGUAUUUAAGUGGACAGGAAACUGUUGUUAAUAGUUACUUAAAUAUACUACAAAAAAACACAAGAAGUCCGUACUAAAGACUGAAAAUAAUGAUUAGCCUUAAAUAUCCAGCCAGAACUUACUGUACAGUACAAGGGUUGGGUUUAGUAAAAUAUUGCUUCUCAGUCUAUGGAUUGGUCUUGCCACAUAGUACACUCAAUACCUACUGAGGUAACCUAUCACUGUAGCACAUUUAUGUAUAUUUUGUAUGUAUUAAGAUGUGUUCACUGGACUUUCCAUUGAUUACAUAGAUUUUCAUUUGGUCUUAAUGAAAAACAUUACCACAAGAAAUAUGUUGUAAUUGAGUUUGGCAUUUUCCUCCUGUAUUUAUGUAGCAUUGCGUCAUCCAAAAUUUCUGGUUUUCUAGGUCAACUUAACCCUAUAAUUCAGUAGUGGCAUUGUGAUAUAAAGUUGUGUAUCAGCAACGAGUCAAAUAUAAGUAUGACGAUCACAAGACUUAACUACAACUUGCAUGGUCAGGAAUACGUCCCCUCAUUGAUUCUGCAUCCAAUGCCGAACCAAUUGAUGUUUAAAAAGUCAAUAUGUUUUUAUCGUUUCUAGUAUAUUCUCUAAGUUUUGUCCACACUUUCAAAUUCCAUGUGACAAAUUUGUGUGAUGUGCCCAUAUAUGGGCAUGAUGAUGUAAUAUUACACCCAAAUAUGGGCAUAUCACAUUUAUUUGAUAGUGUGUGACAGAGCUUUACCAAUGUGACCCAGCAACAAAAAUUGUGUUUACAAUGCAAAUUAGAUUCAUAAAAUAGAUUGAUUGAAUUAAUCACAUAACCUCUAUGUUACAUCCUUGUGUGCAAUACCUCCCUCAAUCAUGUUUGUUAAAGCUGUAAAUUAAAAUUACUGGGUUUCUCAGUUAUAUUGUGUUUUAGUAAAUAGUGUUCCAGAAAGAAAAACCUUUAAAAUAUAUAGUGUAAAGGGAAAACGGGUAAUCGGCAUUUGGUACAACUCUUAUUUUAUUUGACAAAAAUACUGUUAAAUACCCAUAUAUAGGCAUGAAAUGCCUAUAUAUGGACAUGAUGUGAUGUCAUCAUGACCAUGUUUAGGCAUGACACAUGUCAAAGGCUUAACAUGUGUUUAGCUUCCUAUAUAAUUUAUUCUUACUUUUAUUUGAAUGGUUAAAUGAAUUGGCACAGAGUUGAAAGAACUUUCUAUGCAUAUAUAUGAUAUGAAUAUGAUAUUCACAAGUAUUAUGCAGGUUACAUCAUUCAAUUUCGCAUUUUUGAGCUGAUCCCCAUUUAUAUCUGUCACAGCAUGUAUUUAUGAGAAUUCUUCCAAUUAUUGUUGAAUAAAAUGGGUAUACAGUUUACUAUCAAACAUAUUAACCAACAUAAGGUUCAGAUCAAGUAAAUAACAGUAUAGUACUUGUAAUAUAGCUUGAUUUUUUUUAAAAUUUAUUUAGCAUUGCAUAAAAUACCAACAAAUGUUUUUAAAAAAUCCAACAUUGAGGUCCUUGGCAAGAUGUGUGUGUUUAUUAUUUUCAGAAAGGUUGCAAAACCUCUCAAAUGAAAAGGUUUAGACUCCAGACAUAGAGGGUGCUAGACUGAAUAAAAAAUUGUAGUGAACACUGGAAUACAGUAUUGGUUGCCAAUUCUGUUGAAUUUCAAAGUUUCUUGGUGGUUGUUACUUUUUUACAUAAUAUAGCUAUCAACAAAAUUACUUUUAAUUAAUCCCCACUUGUAAUAAAAUAUUAAUGUUAUUGCUUUCUGCAUGCUAAAAUAAAUUGAGCUUGGAAAUAUAUUUCUUUAAAAAAAUAUUGGAUCUUGGUAAAAGGAAUAGGAGUUACCUAAUUCACGGCUUAUUGUACACAAUUUUAUCAAAAUAUGUGUUAUAUAUGUAUAUUAAAACAGUUAACUAUUACAUUAUUGUAAAUAGUUUGCUACUUAAACAAUGUAUUUAUAUUUAUCUGUAAUAUAAUUAUAGUAUAUUUACUAUGCUUUGCUAUAAUAUAGGUAGUUGUACUAUUUUGAGUAACAACUAUCUGUAUACAGCAAUGCUUAAAUAUACUAUAUACUGUACAUGUUCUACAGUAUAGUGAUUAGUAUUCUGCACUUUAUCAGCUAGAGCCGGUCUCUCACAAGCUGCGCUAUGACACGCUGGGUCUAAUAACCUUGUGCGCUGGAUAUUGAGCAAGGAAUGAUGGGUGUUAUGUAUACAACACAACACAGAUAGUCAUAUAGAAGCGUAGGAUAUUGUAUGUUCGAAAAAGUGUUGUCAUAAGUGUAGUAGCACAUCUUAUCGUAAGGAAACUUGCAAUGUGUGAGAACGGCUUAAUACAGAAGCACCUAAUAUUCAAUAUAACUUUGAUGUUAUUGUGUUGGUACCCCUUGCAUAGUGAUAUGCAAUAAUGUGUAGUAACAUAGGCCUAAUUGUAUUUCAUUGAAAUGAUUUAGUCAUUGUUAAUGAGUGGAGUCAAAUAGCUUAGUGGUUAAGGUGCUUGCCUUCUAAUGCCAGGGUCCUGGGUUCAAUUCCUGUGACAGUAGGACUUUUUCUCACGACUAAAACAACCCCACUCCCUAAGCCUCAUAAAGAGACUUCGCUAAUAAAAGCAUCACAUAAUUUAAGUUAUUUAAGAGGGCCCCUGAAUAUCAACCGACCUUCUAGGAUACGCUGGGAAAGGUCACCCCCUAUAAAUAUGGUAAAAAAAAUUGUAGAAUUUGUGAAGCUCUAUAAAAAUGGUUCUGAAAUUACUCAGCUUUAUAUUAAUUUGUACUAUUUUCAUUUUUAUAAUAUUUGGAAG